AUGAGCUCCAAUACGACCAAACCCGGGGCUUCAUCGAAGCCGGGCCAAAGCAAUUUCUCGGCUGGCCCACCGAGUAGCCACGCUUUGUUGUUGGAGAAGUUGAAUCAGAGAUCGACUCCUGACUCGGAAGCGCUGGCAAGCUCAGAUGACGAACCUGAGAAUCACCGCCAGGAUAUUCUUCCUCCUUCAGUCCAGCCGCCGCAGCCGGUUCGCCGGUCAUCCUGGCUGAACGAUACGUCCCAGCAACCUUUACCCCGCCAGGCCCAGAGGAAAGGCUCAUUCGCGGGUAAUCCUAUGUCCCCAACGGGUUCACACCCAGCUACCCCGUCCGGCGAGACGGGGCCCACGGCCUGGGGUUCUCACCCGGCCACGGGUGGCGUUCUUGGACGGUCUCACGUGGGCGGCGGCGCUUUUGCGUGGCCAACCGGCAUCUGGAAUAACGAUCGAAAGGAACCCCCUCCACGCCUGUCGGAGGUUCUACCCUCACCCACCUCCACCGUUGCACCUGGAGGCUCAAACAACUCGUUUUUUGGUGCCGACGCCGGUGUGACGCAGACUUCACCCGCGCCGAGAGACCCUCCCAAUUCACAGAUCCCAUUUCACAUUCCGUUGCACCCAACCCCUAAGACAUACCGCUCUCAGUCCUACUCGGUCGGCCAACUCGAACCUGAGGCCGUCACCCCUAGCAUGGCUCCGCCGCCGGUGAUGGGCACCCGUCGAACGAUGGGGCAUCCCGGCCUCCAGCACCGGCCGUCCCGGCCAAGUAUGCUGAGCGAGGUAUCGAAUGACGGCAACAUGUUAGGAAAGGUGAACGAGGAUGACGACGACGAUAGCAGUGGUUCCAUGCAGGAAAUCCAGCAUCAAGACCAGGCCAAGACGAUCGAAAUGUUGACGCGAGAAAACCAGAUGUUGCGUCAGCAGCAGCAACAACAACAACAAUACCAUGCGCGGCUUCGUCCUAGGGCCUCGACGGCCAGCGCCUUUGGCCUCAAUUCCAGCUAUCUGCAGGAGACGGUGCCGGAAGAAUCGGACUACGCGGUCGACGAGCACGAUGAGCUGAAUGACGGCUCUGAUGCGGCAAUUCGAAUGGGCGUUACGCGGAGGAUGAGCGAGUUUGGCGUCGGUCCUUACAAGAGCCCGUAUACGGUUGAAAACCGGAAUCUUGAAAAUCUCAAGAGGGCGUAUUGGCAGAGCUCACCACCCGGACUGGGUGGCCUGGGGGAUCUCCCCCAAAGCCGACGACACUCGUUCGCAGAUGUGCCCACUCGACAAGCUUCGAUCAGCUCCAUGGGAGGUGACGCUGUCCAAGCUCACGAAUCGGCCGCUCAGGAUCUUGCCCAUGCGCACGACUUUUCGGCUGCAUACCACGAGAGCCAGAGCUACGCCGUAAACAGCCAAGUGUCACCCUACUUUACUGGCGCGGCUGCCCUGGGCGGUGCCCUGGGUGGUGCCCAGCAGGGCCUCGCACAAUCUGCGUACGGUAACCACCUCCCCUCUCCCUAUGCUGGGAUUUCUGGGUCUUACUCCCACCGACCGACCUCACCCCAUCGCAGCAUGUACGGCGUGCCCCAACCGCGGCACAAUCAAACCCUACAUAUUGUGCUCUUCAAAUGCGCUCGGGCCGACGUCUUCUAUAUCCAGGAGGGUACUGGGUUGACAGUUAAACCGGGCGAUCUGGUGAUUGUCGAGGCUGACCGGGGCACCGACCUGGGCACGGUUGCCCAAGAUAACGUUGAUUGGCAGACUGCGAAGGAUCUCAAGGAGCACUACGCCGAGGAGCAAUACCGAUGGCUUAUGAUGUACUCACAGAAUGCUGCCGCGACGCACGAGGGCGCUGGCGCUGGUCUCAUGGCAGCGGCGAACGGUCUCCAGGGCAGCGCCGUCGGCGGUAUGGGUCCGCCAAGCCAAAAUCACCAUAUCCAGGAGCCCGGUUCUGGCGAGCUCAAGCCCAAGCUGAUCAAACGUCUUGCCCAAAGCCACGAGAUCUAUGCUCUACGGGAGAAGGAGGGCAACGAGGCCAAGGCGAAGCGGGUAUGCCAGCAGAAGGUCAAGGAACACGGCCUCAACAUGGAAAUUCUCGACGCCGAGUUUCAGAUGGAUUGGAAAAAGCUGACCUUCUACUACUUUGCCGACACAUACAUCAACUUCAACUCCCUUGUCACGGAUCUUUUCAAGAUCUACAAGACACGCAUCUGGAUGUCGGCCAUAAACCCAGCAUCGUUUGCCAGCCCUACUCUGGGGCUGCAGGCGCCCAGCGGUGUCGGACCCGGGGCGGUGGUAGACCGAUCGACCGCAUCGGCACGCCGUCAAGAGCCGCAGCAAGAGUCGCAGUCUGCUUACGUUGGGUCUAGCCAAGUAGGCCGUGGCCUCCAAUCAUCGUUCACGGCGCCGUUCAAUACCGACCGUGCCGUGGCCCCCGGAUCGAAUUAUCCAGCCACGAACUACCCGUAUAAUCCCUACGGCGCCUUCGCCAAUGCGAAUAGAGCGGGAGCGAUGUCUUAUCCUCCUAGUGUGGCGCAAGGGCCCGACGCCUUUGCGAGCACCUUUUCGCAAGCAGGAGAUUUCAAUGGGCGUGGGCGCUACCCGAGUCCACAAUCUGCCGCCGGCCCCCAACAUGACCAGGCCAUAGCUUCUCUUGGAGCACAUGCCGAUAUGAUUGGGUCAUUCCACGGUCUGUCGCUGAACUCCCGCUAG
Chaetomium globosum CBS 148.51 is the source of this 2694-nucleotide messenger RNA. RefSeq lists its product as uncharacterized. The coding region runs from base 1 to 2694 and encodes 897 amino acids. The record is from RefSeq and is a predicted model, not a curated record. Lineage: Eukaryota; Fungi; Ascomycota; Sordariomycetes; Sordariales; Chaetomiaceae. Gene Ontology annotation, cellular component: cytoplasm. The transcript is spliced from 3 exons.